Phacochoerus africanus (Common warthog) is the source of this 237-nucleotide messenger RNA. It is a transcript of the gene SPINK1, whose product is annotated as serine peptidase inhibitor Kazal type 1. Gene Ontology annotation, molecular function: serine-type endopeptidase inhibitor activity; protein binding. Lineage: Eukaryota; Metazoa; Chordata; Mammalia; Artiodactyla; Suidae. The coding region runs from base 1 to 237 and encodes 78 amino acids. The transcript has 4 exons. The record is from RefSeq and is a predicted model, not a curated record.
AUGAAGGUUGCAAGCAUCUUUCUUCUCAGUGCCUUGGCUCUGUUGAGUCUACCAGGAAAUGGGUCAAGUUGUCUUAACUAUCAAGCUACAUGUACCAAUGAAGUGAGUGGAUGUCCCAAGAUCUACAACCCUGUCUGCGGGACGGAUGGAAUUACUUAUUCUAAUGAGUGCGUGUUAUGUUCUGAAAAUAAGAAGCGCCAGACUCCUGUCCUCAUUCAAAAAUCUGGGCCUUGCUGA